This is a messenger RNA of Fibroporia radiculosa, 960 nucleotides long. RefSeq lists its product as uncharacterized. Gene Ontology annotation, molecular function: iron ion binding; oxidoreductase activity, acting on paired donors, with incorporation or reduction of molecular oxygen; heme binding. The transcript is spliced from 5 exons. Bases 1 to 960 code for a protein of 319 amino acids. NCBI's taxonomy places the organism in Eukaryota, Fungi, Basidiomycota, Agaricomycetes, Polyporales, Fibroporiaceae. The record is from RefSeq and is a predicted model, not a curated record.
AUGCGGACGGACUCGACUGAGCACCCGCUCGUCGGACGGGCCCUCAAGCUCUCGCGAGAAUUCAUGAACUGCACGGGUCCGGUGUCAAAUCUGGUCGACUUCUUCACACCCCUGCAGUGGAUUCCGACUAUCAUGUCAAUUCGCGGGAAGAAGCUGCACAAGGGUCUGGUAGAGACGUACGGCGGGAUGAUCAACGACAUUGAGCGGAGGAUGAAGGCGGGCGAGGACGUGCCUGAGUGCUUGGCGAAGACGAUGAUCCUUGCGCGGGACGAGGAGCAGCUUGACCACUUGGACAUGGCCAUCCUGACGUCGGCGUUCAUGAUUGGUGGUGUUGAAACGACAGCAUCGAUCAUGCAAUGGUUUUCCGCUCUCAUCCCUGCAUAUCCUGAGAUCCAGAAGAAAGCGCAGGAGGAACUCGACAGAGUGGUAGGACGUGACCGCUUGCCCACGGUUGAGGACGAGAUUAACCUGCCAUACUGCCACGCAAUCAUCAAGGAGGUCGAGCGGACGCAUAAUCCAUUCUGGCUGGGCACACCCCAUGUUGCGUCGGAAGACUUCACAUAUGAGGGUCAAUACAUCCCCAAGGGCACGGUCGUGAUCCUGAACACGUACUCGAUGCACCACGACCCGUCGAGGCACCCAGCUCCAGAGACGUUCAACCCCGAGCGGUACAUCCACGACAGCACGAACAACACGGAGUCUGCGAAUCUGGCUGACCCGAAUGAGCGCGACCACUGGAUGUUUGGCGCAGGCCGCCGCAUCUGCCCCGGAAUGAUCGUCGCAGAGCGCGAGAUCUGGCUGGCGAUCUCCCGCAUGCUGUGGGCGUUCAACAUGGUCGAGAUCCCGGGCAAGCCCAUCGACUUGAAGGAGUACGACGGGCUGUCUGGCCGGUCGCCUGUGCCAUUCCACAUCAAGCUCGUACCGCGACAUGAGAAUGUCGCGAAGGUUCUUGGUUUGUAA